ACACACUUCACACACGGAAUGGCUGCUCCGUCAAGCUCAGCUCUGCUGCGAUGGAUCAUUCUUCUAAUAGUCUCAGGGGCGGCCCAGUCAUCGGACCAGCCAUUUAAAGUGACAGAGGGGAGCUCUGUUGUCCUUGCCUGCCAUUAUUCAGUGAGGCAUCAUGGCAUCAGCCAUGUAUGUUGGGGACGAGACUGUGGGACCUUCUGGUGUCACGACAUUUUAGCGCAAACAGAUGACAAUGGAGUUAUUUCAAAAAUCUCUGAGAGGUACAGGAUUAUUGGUGACAUUCUCUCAGGCCAGAUGGACCUGGGCAUUCAGAAAAUCCAGCAAACAGACAGUGGGUCGUAUUGCUGUAGAGUAGAUAUAGAUGGACUUUUCAAUGACAAAAAAGUGUCCUACACAUUGAGGGUUUCAAAAGCUCCGACUACAACAGCACCACCUGCACACAGCACAGAGCCUCCCCCGGCCCCAACAGGACACUGGAGGAGUGCCAUGUCGUCACAUCUUGAUAUUUUAAGGCGGAAUUUAAGUCAUAUUCAAUCUGAAACACUGUUUGAAGACUCCUCUCCAAGCAUCACGCUCCAGAUCAAUAUACCAGUGCUCUCCCUGUCCCUAAGUCUUUUGCUGCUCUUCGUGGGUGCUCUGCUACUGCUGGGUGGACUUUACAAAAAUUCUCUAGAGGGAGGAUGCUUGCCAUCAAAGGAGCCACCUCAUAUCAUCUAUGAGAUCAAGACCAGGAGACCAAUUGCGGAGAAUAUCUACACCCUUGAGUAGGACAUCAAACCUUAAAGCCUGUGGCAGCUCCACAAGUUGUAUUAUUGCAGUAACUCUAGCACACAAACACAAGUCAUUCAACCCGUUAUUUUACUCUACACAUUUCCAUAUAUGCAAAUCCAUAUUCAAAUUAUAAUAACACAUAAAAACCUUAAUGUUUAUUCUGACUUUGUCUAUUGGUGGACCUGAGGUUUUGUUUCCAUUUGUUGUUCUAUCUUCUGGCUGAGAUGUCUAUUUGAUCGAGAUGGUAUUUUUUAGAUGAGAAAUGUGGAAAGUCAUUUAGACUUUAUUAAUCAUGUAUUUGUAAGUAAUGUUGCAUAAUUGUGCAUCAAUGCUAAUACUGAGUAAGAGAAAAUGGCUUUCCACAUUUUUGGGCUGUGUUGUGAGAAGCAGGAUAUCAAUUGAGUUGAGCACAUGGGGGUGCCAAACAAAGGUCCACCAUAGUGAUCAACAUAAAAGAUCAGCCUUAUUAAUCAGUUUCAUAAAAUAGGUACAUUCAUUACCACAUCAAUAACUAGUAAAGGCUGAAUACCUAGAUCGUAGAAGUUGGCAGAAUGCAAUCAUGUGUAACAUUAUCCAAACCAGCAUAGUAUGUAAUGAACAGCAUUUAUUAAACAGAACAUGAAAUGGUGAAAUACA
Messenger RNA from Clupea harengus (Atlantic herring), 1413 nucleotides. It is a transcript of the gene timd4, whose product is annotated as T cell immunoglobulin and mucin domain containing 4. Lineage: Eukaryota; Metazoa; Chordata; Actinopteri; Clupeiformes; Clupeidae. Gene Ontology annotation, molecular function: phosphatidylserine binding. Gene Ontology annotation, biological process: cytoskeletal rearrangement involved in phagocytosis, engulfment; apoptotic cell clearance. The record is from RefSeq and is a predicted model, not a curated record.